AUGUCUGCACAUUUAGAAAAUAUGUGCUAUCAAAGUGUACACAAUUCCAUAAUAAGUAUGUUUCUCUACUCUUUAUCUUACAGAAAUGUAACAAAUUGUAUUAGUAAAAUACAUAUUGUCUCUAAAUCAUUGACAAGAAAUUCUAAAUAUAGAUAUCCUGUACUGUAUCAAUCAUUUCAUUCUUCACCGAGGUGUUCAUUGAAAGUAAACAAUAUAAGAGCAUGUAAUAAACAAAUAAAGUCAAACCUGUUAGAUGUAAAUACCAAUAUACAAAAUAAUGUAAUAUUGUACAAGAAUGAAUAUAUACGUGGUAGCAGGAUAUUAAAAAUACUUUUUAUUGGAUGGACUUUUGGUUGUACGAUAAUAGCAUAUUAUGCUUAUAGUCCAACAUAUAUAUCAACAUGGUCUCAAAGUCUAUCUUGGAUUGAAUAUCUAAGAACAAAUGGAACAAAUUUGGCUUGUUUUGCAUAUGUAGUAAUAAUGGGACCUCCUGCUUGGUUGCUUUUAUAUGCAUUGAAUCAUAGAUUUGUAAAAUAUAUUAUUUUACACAAAGGUGGUCAAAAUGUAUCUGUAAUUACGAAUCAUUUAUAUAAACGCCACAAUACUUUCAAACUUCCUGUUGAUGAGGUAAAAACUGUUGUAGCAAGAAGUCAGAUGAUAAAUUAUUUACCACUGAAAAUUCGAGGUAAAAAAUUUUAUUAUAUUGUGGAUAGUGAUGGAAAGUUUUUAAAUGGCCAUUUGUUUGAUUAUACAAUUGGAACAAAAAAAUCUUGGUAG
Messenger RNA from Habropoda laboriosa, 777 nucleotides. RefSeq names its product transmembrane protein 223. The record is from RefSeq and is a predicted model, not a curated record. NCBI's taxonomy places the organism in Eukaryota, Metazoa, Arthropoda, Insecta, Hymenoptera, Apidae. The transcript is spliced from 5 exons. Gene Ontology annotation, cellular component: mitochondrion. Bases 1 to 777 code for a protein of 258 amino acids.